Molecule: messenger RNA, 2185 nt
Organism: Oncorhynchus gorbuscha (pink salmon)
Lineage: Eukaryota; Metazoa; Chordata; Actinopteri; Salmoniformes; Salmonidae
Product: homeobox protein EMX1-like
Exons: 3
Coding region: 430-1128 (232 amino acids)
Biological process (GO): brain development; central nervous system development; regulation of DNA-templated transcription
Molecular function (GO): DNA binding; DNA-binding transcription factor activity, RNA polymerase II-specific
Source: RefSeq, a predicted model, not a curated record
UCUCAAAGGCUUAGCCUACUGAUUCUGGCUCCUAAUACAGCGCAGUCCAACAAUGGUUUCCAGGAGUGAUGAGACCGAGACAAGAGCCAGGCUGUCAUAAACCUAAAGUAAUCACAGACUAAUAGAUCUGACGUUGCAGUGGUAACUAGAACCGAAACUUGAUUUUUGGCAUAUUGUUACAGCAGAGAAAACCGGACGAUAUCCUGAGACAAGUGACGGAGACAACUGAACCGGCUCUACAGGCAACCGGCUUCCAGGCGUCCACUGAUAUUGGCAACGAGGUUUGCACGCGCAAGGAACUGCGAGUUAUGGAUUUCCCGGGAACUGUCCUACUGCUUCUGUUGUGAGGUUUUCUUCUGCAUCACCUGUUUUAUAACAGUGUUAUUGAAUAUAUUAUUAGAAAUAUAUAAAACUACAACCUAUUUGAUCAUGUACCAACAUAGUAAGAAAUGUUUUACCAUCGAAUCCCUGGUUGGGAAAGACGUGAACUCUUCGACUACCGGCGACGAACCGAUCAGACCUACAGCGCUGAGGUUCACGGAAUCAAUUCACCCGGCGCCCUUUGGGAGUUGUUUCCAGAACUCCGGCAGGACUUUAUACAGCAGUCCAGACAUGAUGUUCCCUGACCCGGGCACACACACAGGGAACUCCGGUCUGCCCCUGCAUCCCCUCCAGCUUCCAUCUCAGCCUUUCUUCAACCCGCAUCAGAGAGACACGUUGAAUUUCUACCCGUGGGUUCUUCGAAACAGAUAUCUCGGACACAGGUUCCAAGAUGAGGACAGCAGCCCAGAGAACCUGCUCCUUCAUGGGCCUUUUUCCCGCAAGCCGAAGCGCAUCCGGACAGCCUUCUCCCCCUCACAGCUCCUCAGGCUGGAGAGGGCCUUUGAGAAGAACCACUAUGUGGUGGGAGCAGAACGGAAGCAGCUCGCCAGCGGCCUCUGCCUCACGGAGACACAGGUAAAGGUUUGGUUCCAGAACAGGAGGACGAAGCACAAGAGACAGAAGCUGGAGGAAGAGUCACCUGAGUCUCAGCAGAAGAGGAAAGGAAGCCAGCACGUCAGCCGCUGGAGGGUCGCUACGCAGCAGGGCAGUGGCCCUGAGGACAUCGAUGUCAUCUCAGAGGACUGACUGACUGCUGGCUGACUGUGUCGGCAGUCUGUGUGCUCCUCUGAACACCUGGUUUGACCUUUCAAUGAAAACGAUCACUGCUUUAAGUUGGACAGGAGAAGGCCAAGUUCAUCAUUUUUAUUACACAGCUCUGAAUGCUGUAAACGUGGUGGACAUCUGCAUUUUGGUCUAUGUUGCUUGCCGUAGCAGCACAAAUGACUGAAGAGAGACGGUUUGACUGAGAGGAAUCCAUUCAAUACAGUUGGUUACUCUAUUGUCUACCUGAACUUGAGAUUGUCCUUCUCUCACACUCACAUUUAACAAAACAUUGUCAUUGUUUUAGCGUUUUCAGUUUGUUGUGUAAUUGUACAAUGCUAAAUAUGCACAAUAUGUUUGAGGUCAAAAAUAAGCCAUUGGUAUGAUAGCUAUAGAGGAACCACCUAGAACCUGCUGAUUCUGUUUAGGAUUUAGUUUGUCUUAAUUAUAGUCUUUACACCAGUCCCACUGAAAAGUAGGUAACCACCGCUACAGACAAUACAUCAGAUGCCACAUUACCCUGAGAUAUGUUUUGGAGUCUCACAUUGGAAUAGUUUGGACAAUUUAAAUUGUAAGUAUUUAUGUACAUCUAAAAAUGUUAUUCUAUGCAUAUUUUGUCCUUGUUUUGUUUCCUCUGUAUGUUUAAAAAGGCAGUUUUUGCCUAGUUUGUUACUCUUUAAAUUCAUUGCAAGUUUGUUUUUGCCCUUUGACCAAUAUUUGAUCCAUUCUACUGAGACCAUGUAGAAUGUACAGCGCAGGCACAUUACAACUUGUCCACAAGAAUGACAUGAAAAAACAAAUGUACCUCAAUACUACAUUUAUUUCAGCAACCACUACAAUUCCUGUGAUAUCAUGUUAUGUAGCACUUCGUAGUGGAAUAUAUAUAUAUAUUUUUAUUUGUUUUAAAUAGAUGUUAGAAAUAACGCACUAUAAGUAGGCCUACACUUUGAUUUUCUUUGAACCUAUGCCCCGAGAGUGAACGUUUUUUGUACUUUCUGUGUGUGGUCAGAUGACUUUGGAAAAUAAAAAAACAUCAACAUAA